Theobroma umbraticum is the source of this 3320-nucleotide messenger RNA. RefSeq names its product Tetratricopeptide repeat (TPR)-like superfamily protein. The record is from RefSeq and is a predicted model, not a curated record. Gene Ontology annotation, molecular function: protein binding. NCBI's taxonomy places the organism in Eukaryota, Viridiplantae, Streptophyta, Magnoliopsida, Malvales, Malvaceae.
AGGAACUAAACAAUGGCAACACUAUUGGUAAGCAGUCUCGAUGCUACAAAGAAGUAACUAGAUAACCGUUUACGGCUGGAAAAGAAAUAAAUAAAAAAUGUGGGCAAUUUAAAAAAGAAAAAUUCUGAAACUCAACAAAUAUAAAAUAAGAAUAAGCUUAAAAGGAACAAACUUGAAAGUUCCAAGUGGAAACAACCCUGCAAACGAGGGCUUCCAACUUUAACGGCUCUACUGGGUCUUCCCGUAGAACCUCUGUUGAACCUUACCUCUCACAGUUUCCCCGAAAUGCUCUUAUUAAACCUCCAAAUUCACCGUUCACUCUCUUCCCUCUCAUCUCCCGCCGAUGCCCUCCUCGCAGACAAAGCCCUAACUUUCCUCAAGCGCCACCCUUACCGCUUAAAUGCCCUCACUUCCAAUUUCACUCCUGAAGCGGCUCUCUGUUUGCUUCUCAAGUCCCAAAACGAUCAAACCCUAAUCCUGAAAUUCUUAAAAUGGGCUCGACCCCACCCGUUCUUCACCCCUCAGUGCAAAUGCCUCACUCUCCACAUCCUUACCAAAUUCAAGCUCUACAAAUCAGCACAAUCCCUAGCAGAGGACGUUGCCGUUAAUACGUCCGAUGAUGAAAAGGGUAGUUUCGUCUUUCAAUGCCUCAAGGAAACCUACCAUUCGUCUGCUUCAAGCUCCUCUGUUUUUGACUUGGUGGUAAAAUCUUAUGCCCAUUUGAAAUUGAUUGUUAAGGCUCUUAAUAUUGUUAAUUUAGCUAAAUUUAAUGGUUUUAUGCCUGGGGUUUUAUCUUAUAAUGCUAUUUUAGACGCGGUGAUUAGGUGUAAAAAGCCGGUUAGAUUUGCUGAGGAGGUUUUUGCUGAGAUGAUUAGAAAUGGGGUAACACCAAAUGUUUUUACUUAUAACAUUUUGAUUAGGGGUUUUUGCACGGCGGGGAAUUUAUAUAUGGGUAUGAGGUUUUUCAGUGAAAUGGAGAGAAAGGGUUGUUUGCCUAAUGUGGUUACUUAUAAUACCUUAAUUGAUGCACAUUGUAAGUUGAAGAAGAUUGAUAAUGCAUUUAAGUUGUUGAGGGCAAUGGGAUUGAAGGGUUUGGAGCCAAAUUUGAUUUCUUAUAAUGUGAUUAUCAAUGGGUUGUGUAGAGAAGGUAGGAUGAAGGAAACAAGUGAGGUACUACAGGAGAUGAGUUGGAAAGGUUUCUCUCCGGAUGAGAUCACUUAUAAUACACUUGUAAAUGGGUAUUGUAAAGAUGGCAAUUUUCAUCAAGCGCUGGUUUUGCAUGCAGAGAUGGUGAGGAAUGGCUUGACUCCAAAUGUCAUUACUUAUACUUCAUUGAUUCAUAGUAUGUGCAAGGCUGGGAAUAUGAACAGAGCAAUGGAGUUUUUUGAUCAGAUGCAUGUUAGAGGACUUCGUCCAAAUGAGAGAACAUAUACUACUUUGAUUGAUGGGUUCUCCCAGCAAGGACAUUUAAAUGAAGCUUAUCGGUUACUAGAUGAAAUGGGUAGGAAUGGAUUUUCACCUUCGCUAGUUACUUAUAAUACUCUUAUUAAUGGACACUGUAUGCUUGGAAGCAUAGAAGAGGGUUUAAAAUUGAUACAGGAUAUGGUGGGAAAAGGAUUGGCUCCAGAUUUAGUAAGUUAUAGUACAAUUAUUUCUGGAUUUUGUAAAACCCAGGAUUUGGAGAGGGCAUUCCGAAUGAAGCAGGAGAUGGUUGAGAAAGGAUUUUCACCAGAUGCAAUUACAUAUUCAUCAUUGACUCAAGGUCUGUGUCAGCAGAGUAGACUUACUGAAGCUUGUGAUCUUUUCCAGGAGAUGCUGAAUGCUGGUGUCACUCCUGAUGAAUUUACAUAUACUACCUUAAUUAAUUCUUAUUGCAAAGAAGGGGAUAUACAGAAGGCUUUUCUUUUGCAUGAUGAAAUGGUUCGGAAGGGCUUACUUCCUGAUGUUGUUACCUAUAGCGUGCUCAUCAAUGGUCUCAAUAAACAAGCUAGGACAAGGGAAGCAAAAAAGCUUUUGCUCAAGUUGUUUUAUGAUGAGUCUGUCCCAAGUGAUGUCAUGUAUGAUACGCUGAUAGAGAACUGUAGUAAUAUUGAAUUUAAAAGUGUUUUAGCUCUUAUGAAGGGAUUUUGUAUGAAUGGUUUGAUGAAUGAAGCUGAUCGAGUUUUUGAGUCGAUGCUUCAGAGAAACUAUAAGCCUGAUGAAGCUGUAUAUAAUGUUAUUAUACAUGGUCAUUGUAGAGGUGGAAACAUUCAGAAGGCAUACAAUCUGUAUAAAGAAAUGGUGAAUUCAGGUUUUGUUCCUCAUACUGUGACUGUUAUUGCUCUGGUUAAAGCGCUAUUCAUGGAUGGUAAGACUGACGAGAUAAGUCAAGUCAUAGCAAACACAAUUAGAAGCUGUAAGCUUAUUGAUGCUGAGCUUGCUAAAGUACUUGUUGAGAUAAACCACAAAGAAGGGAACAUGGAUGCAGCUUUCAAUGUCCUUACUGAAAUGGCCAAGGAUGGCCUUCUUCCAAACAGUGGCUGAACUGCAUAUGCUGGGGAAGGAUGGGCAGAAUGAAGUAUAAAUCGAUGUGCCCUUGAUAAAUGGUAAUGACCAUGCACGUUAUUCAUAUUACACAGAGGGCAUUAUGUAGGAAGCAGGCUGAAUGGCAUAGCUUUCCUGGUUUCAGCAAUCUUCAAAUAUGAAGGAGGCUUAUCAUGUGGGACUUUACAUAUCUGUUACUGCUAGCAACUCAAGAGUGGCACACUAUGUAUGGACGUCCACAACAACUCUACAAGCUAUUCUUGAAGCCCCUUUGGGAAGAUUGAUUCUGUUGUUACGUCAAUUUGACCAAGGUUAUUAUUAAGUUGACAAAGAAGAUACGUACAACAAAUGGGAGACUUUGGUUAAUGAUAACUAAUCGCCUCAUCCUUUCAGAAGGGUUCCUAAACCAUGAGAUGAAGCCAGGGGUUUCUUAAAGGAACUGCUGAUUUUCUGGCAAAUCUAUUCUUUAAAUGGAAAAAUAUUUACGGUUCUUCAACAAGGCACGAAGGACACUCUUCCCAUGGAAUCCAGUAUAUUGGUGCUGAACGUUUAAACUUUUUGUCUGCAGUCUGCACUAAUCCCGUGGCACUUGUAAUUUGUUAAGUGCUUACACAUUCAUUUAUCGUUGGCUAGAUUUAUUGAAGCUUUUAUAUUUUGCCUUUUCUUUCUUUAACUUGAAUUCUUCAUUCAAGUUUCUUCAUAUUUCAGUUUUACCAAAAUGAAUAUCACCUUACAUGAAUGAACAAGAUUUCUUUGUAAAGAAACUGUAAUAAAGCAAAGGAGAUGUUUGUUUUGCA